Messenger RNA from Oryctolagus cuniculus (rabbit), 687 nucleotides. The record is from RefSeq and is a predicted model, not a curated record. Lineage: Eukaryota; Metazoa; Chordata; Mammalia; Lagomorpha; Leporidae.
GGGUGUGUGACUGCUGUGUGCACCGCUUUGACCACCACUGUGUGUGGGUGAACAACUGCAUCGGGGCCUGGAACGCCAGGUACUUCCUCAUCUACCUCGCGACGCUGGCGGCCUCCGCGGCCUCCGUGGCCGCCGUGAGCACGACGUUCCUGAUCCACUUGGUGGCACUGUCGGACCUGCACCAGGAGACAUACGUGGACGACCGUGGACACCUGCAGGCCGUGGGCGUGUUCUUUCUGGUUCAGGCGUCCUGUGUGGAUUCCCCGUGUUUUUGGUGGUUGAUGAACAUGUGGGUGUUUCCUCUUUCUGGCUGUCUUCGCAGGAUGCUGCGAACAUUCACGUGCAAGUCCCUGUUCCUGGCCUUCCCGAAGAUCGUCCUGCUGCUGGGGUUCGUGGUGGUUUUGAGCAUCCUCCUGGGCGGCUACCUGUGCUUUGUGCUGUACCUGGCUGUCACCAACCAGACCACCUUCGAGUGGUUCCGAUGGGACUGGGCGCGGCGCCAACGCUGCCCCCUUGUGGCCCAGCCCCGAGUCUACCGCAACAUUCACCGCCAUGGGCUGGGCAGCAACCUCCGGGAGAUAUUUCUGCCGGUCGUCCCCGACUGUGAGGGAAAGAAGAAAUAGGAACGCGAAGAGUAUGGCUGCCUUUUAAAUAUAUUGUACUUUUAUUUAUGCAUGUGGAUACUAA